Molecule: messenger RNA, 2188 nt
Organism: Prosopis cineraria
Lineage: Eukaryota; Viridiplantae; Streptophyta; Magnoliopsida; Fabales; Fabaceae
Product: inositol-tetrakisphosphate 1-kinase 4-like
Exons: 10
Coding region: 440-1513 (357 amino acids)
Biological process (GO): inositol trisphosphate metabolic process
Cellular component (GO): cytoplasm
Molecular function (GO): magnesium ion binding; inositol-1,3,4-trisphosphate 5-kinase activity; ATP binding
Source: RefSeq, a predicted model, not a curated record
CUUCACCGCAAGACUCAAUCCUAUUCCUCUCUGCAAACUGAAUAUUCCCCCCAAAAUCCAUCCACUCUCGCUCCCUCUCUUUCUUUCCCCCUGCUCUCACUUACAUGUUCCCUCAUAUACACAAACCUGUGGGGCCAGAUUCUCUCUGGACAGACACCUCAAUAUUCCUCAUCUGGUCUUUAGUUUUAACUUUUAAAUCCUCUUGCAGAGGGAUACAUAGUGCUCAUGAAGAUAUAAAGAUGCCCUUUGGUUCAAAUUCCAUAAGAAUAUCCGUUCGAGGGAUCCCAUUUCUUGUGUGAUUUGCUAUUCCUCGUUUCCUUAUUGGUUGAUCUUUUUGGCCAGUUUUAUCGUGGUGAGGUAGAAUACAAGAGAAUUGAAAACGUAGACGUGGAAGACGGAAGGAUUUGUUCUUUCUCUAGGAUUCUUGGGAAGUGCGAGCAUGAGGUUUGACGGAGAAAUCCCCCCUGAAGUAGGGGAGGAGAUUAAGGAGAAAGAAGUGAAUUCAAUGGGGCAUUCAAUCUGCGGUGGCGGGUCUCCACAGCCACAGACACUGGUGGUUGGGUAUGCCUUGACGUCCAAGAAGAAGAAGAGCUUUUUAAAGCCGAAGUUUGUUAGUCUUGCCUGGAGUAAGGGGAUAUCUUUUGUUUCCAUUGAUCUAAACAAGCCAUUGUCAGACCAAGGUCCCUUUGACAUUGUUUUGCAUAAGGCUGAUAGGCUGUGUUCUUUUCAGCUGUCAGGGAAGGAGUGGCGUGAAGUUAUUGAGGACUACAGGAAAAAUCACCCUGAAGUUGUCAUCGUUGAUCCUCCAGGUGCAAUUCAACAUUUAGAAAAUCGCCAGUCCAUGCAACAAGUUGUGGCAGAUUUAAACUUGUCUGACUGCAAUGGCAAAGUUGGCAUUCCCCGGCACUUGGUUAUCACAAAAGACCGGUCAUCCAUUCCUUACGAAAUUGCUAAAGCUGGAAUGAAAUUGCCACUGGUUGUAAAACCUUUAGUUGUGGAUGGCAGUGCUAAGUCACAUGAACUAUUUCUUGCUUAUGAUGAGUUCUCUCUCUCAUCGCUUGAUCCUCCUUUAAUUUUGCAAGAGUUUGUCAAUCACGGUGGCCUUCUCUUUAAGAUUUAUAUUAUUGGGGAAACCAUAAAGGUUGUAAGGCGUUUCUCUCUGCCUAAUAUCAAUAAACAUGAGCUGUCAAAAGUGGCUGGUGUAAUCCAGUUUCCAAGGGUUUCAAGUGCAGCAGCUUCCGCAGACGGUGCUGAUUUAGAUCCCAAUAUUGCGGAAUUUCCACCAAAACCCUUGAUGGAGAGGCUUGCAAGGGAGCUUCGUCACAGAUUGGGUCUCCGCUUGUUCAACAUGGAUAUGAUUCGUGAGCAUGGGACCAAGGAUACCUUUUAUGUUAUUGAUAUCAACUACUUUCCUGGAUAUGGAAAACUACCAGAUUAUGAGAAUACAUUUACAGAUUUUCUUCUUAGCCUAGCGCAGAGCAAGUGCAAGAGGAAACCUCCUAAUCUUGGUUGAAGGAACUGUAUAUAGAUCCAUAAUAGGUUUCUUGAGACUUGGGAAACACUAGCUUAACUGACUUGGAAAAAUUACAUACAAGACCCUAAUAAUUGUUUAUAAAUAAGUCUUGUGAGUUUGUAAAAAUAUAGCCAAAUUUCUUGAGACCUAGUUGUAAUUUGUUAUGGGUGUGAAGAAACCGCAUCACUCCAAUUUCAUACUUGUUUAGUUGCAAAUUCUGGCAUUUCAGUUGCAAAUUAUGAUUUUUUGGUUAUAAAUUUGUGAGGACCAAUUGUAAACAUGAGUUUACAAAAAUAUGGUUCUCUCAUAUUUACAAUUUGUCCUCAUGAAUUUACAGCUAAAAUUCCAUAAUUUAUUGCUGAAUAGGUAUGAAGUUAGGAUAGUGUAGUCUUUCUACACCAUUACAAGUUAUAACCAAAUUCCAAAAGACUUGAAUGUAUUUUUACAAAUUCAGAGGGCUUUUUUGUUAAUCAAUUUAUUCUAUAGGACUUGUAUGUAAUUUUUCCUAACUUCGUACAAUUGACCUGACGAACGAAAGUUCUUUUAAGAAGGGCUAUCAUUUCAUUUGUCUGGUGUUAUGUUUUAGGAUGAAAUAUGCUUUUGGUUUAUCUAGUUUUGAUAACUCCGUUUUGUCCUCUUUGAGAAAUCUAAUUCGGAUACCUAGUCGCGUAUUCA